This is a messenger RNA of Lodderomyces parapsilosis, 792 nucleotides long. RefSeq lists its product as uncharacterized. NCBI's taxonomy places the organism in Eukaryota, Fungi, Ascomycota, Pichiomycetes, Serinales, Debaryomycetaceae. The record is from RefSeq and is a predicted model, not a curated record. The transcript has a single exon. Bases 1 to 792 code for a protein of 263 amino acids.
AUGUGGAAACGUUUAGGAUUUGGGGAUGCUACAAUCACCAAUGAGCCAACCAUAGAUUACAAUAGAACAUCGUCGACAUUCCUGAAUACUCCACGGAAACCGAUGUCGAGCAGCCGAAAUCGUGCAUCAAGAUUACUAGAUGAUUUAUCAACACCACAGCGAUAUCGAAAGGAUCACGACAGUGAAGAUGAUGAUGAUGACUACGAUGAUGAUGAAUAUAAUCGCUACCGAUUUGACUACACAAGAAAUCUCGAUUUCAAUGCCUAUGAUUUGGAUGACGAUUUACGUAGAGACACGGAAUUAAUCGGUGAAUGGACGAGGGAGAAUAGCUUGAGAAAUAAGUACUCGGAUGUGAAGAAUGAUAAACUUGAUGAUACCCACUAUUCCCUCCCACUUAAAUUUCCAGGCAAGUAUCAAACAGUGUCAAGAGAAGGCGCUGUUGAGCUGAAGGAUAAGAAAAUUGAUUCGGAGAAUAGAAUUGAUCGUGAAAUAAAUAAAUUAAAAAGAGAGAUUCAACAGGAGCAACAAUCUAAAGAAGACUUGAUGCCUGGAGUGUCACUUGUACCUCAGAUUACCGAACUAACCACCACUGUGCAAAAUCAAAUGAAUUACCUUUCUCUGCUAAAGCACUAUGCCGAGCUUACAGAGGAAGAGGACUCAAACAUAGAAAUAAAGUAUCAAUCCCUCAAGCAAGACUUUCUACAAGAGCUUGUGAAAAUGGAAAAGCUUUAUACCUGCUAUUACAAUUUAUUGGAGAAGUACGUGGAUUUAAAAGGAAAAUCUAAAGACUAA